AACAAUAACAAACCUUGUUUUGAUCAAAAUGUCAUGUACUUUUCGAUAUAAUAUUCUGAGAUAUGUUCAACCAUAUUCUUCGUUCGUACCGCAAUUAUCUAAAUCAAUGCUGCGCGUCUUAAUUCAAGUUUCCGUACAUUAUGUAGAGACCAAAAAAUCCUGUUCCGAAGUGCUGUCCCUUGCAAAAAGCAAACUGACAAAUGCCGGCCAUGAAGUUCCGGAGAACUUUUGCGAGCUCUUUACUAUAGUUUUUUUGAUAAUGCAAAUAUUUUUGCGUUAUCCAAAAGGAGUGGUAAAGGUUCACGAGUUGCGUCAAUGCCUAUUGGUUGAUUUAAGAUUUUCAGAAGAAUGUGUUGAAGAUAUUUGCAAAGUUAUUUUACAUCAUAGAGAAAUACUUAGUAAAAACUACUCGAAUACCAAAUUAGAUCGAGUUAAAAUGUUAAAUGUGAAGUGGAGGAUCAACAUUUCGUUAACUUUAAAUACGAUCCAAGAUAAAACAACCGUUGUACUGCACUUCAAGCUCCCGAGUGGAAGAUUUCGAACUCUGGAACUGCCACUAUCCACGUUUCAGCGAUUGCGUUACAGUAUUACUUUGCUACUCAACGAGCUACAGUGUUUGCAAAGUCGAUCAGUCUUAAAAUAAUA
Drosophila subobscura is the source of this 645-nucleotide messenger RNA. It is a transcript of the gene LSm-4, whose product is annotated as COMM domain-containing protein 5. The record is from RefSeq and is a predicted model, not a curated record. The transcript has 3 exons. The coding region runs from base 29 to 643 and encodes 204 amino acids. NCBI's taxonomy places the organism in Eukaryota, Metazoa, Arthropoda, Insecta, Diptera, Drosophilidae. Gene Ontology annotation, cellular component: nucleus.